This is a messenger RNA of Pseudozyma flocculosa PF-1, 1164 nucleotides long. RefSeq lists its product as uncharacterized. Gene Ontology annotation, biological process: regulation of G protein-coupled receptor signaling pathway. Bases 1 to 1164 code for a protein of 387 amino acids. NCBI's taxonomy places the organism in Eukaryota, Fungi, Basidiomycota, Ustilaginomycetes, Ustilaginales, Ustilaginaceae. The transcript has 2 exons. The record is from RefSeq and is a predicted model, not a curated record.
AUGUCGAGCACCGACCCGCUCGAGACCGCCAUCCUCCAGGGCGUCGAUGCGCCCGACCGCGCCGCAGACGCAGACGAUCGCGGUCCGCAGGCGCGCGCCGCAUACAAUCACGAGCGACACUCUUCCCCUCCCAACACCGACGACGAGCUCGGCUCCGACCUCCCCUCCGACGACGACGACGACGACGCGGGGGGACCAGGUGGCCGUCCGUCGCGCACCGAGCCGUCGCGCCUCUCUUCCCAGAUCGGCGCGGCCAACACGGGCCCAAAGGGCGUCAUCAACGACCACAAGAUGCAGGCACUCCAGGCCCGGGCGGAGCGCGCCGAGCGAGUGCACCAGACCAACGCCCAGAUGGAAAAGAUGAGCUUCCAGACAGAGACGUGGGACCAGCAGCAGGCGAGGGAGCGCAGCGAGGCCAAACUGCGCCGGCAGCGCGAAAACGCCGAUAGCGACGACGAUGGAGCCGAGGGCGAGGGCGCCGGCGUCAGCGCAGCCGCCAUCGCCGACCUCCGUGCAAAGGAGAAGAGGAGGGAGCAGAGGAUAGCCGAACUCAAGAACCAGGGCAGGCAGAGCAAACGCUUCUCGUUCCAGACGGCGCUCGGAGGCGGCGGCGUGGGUGGCCAGGCGCAGGCGGGGGCGGGGCCGGGAGCCGGGUCGGAUCGCUGGUUCGGGCACCUGCGGGAGGUCGACGAGAGGGGCUACGUGGCGGCCAUCGACAAAGAGGACCGCACCACGCCCGUCGUCAUCCACAUCUACUCGCGCGGCGUCGAGGCCUGCGCCGUCCUUACCAGCGCCCUCUCGUCGCUCGCGCGCACCUACCCGCGCACCAAGUUCCUUCAGGUGCAGGCGUCGGCCAUCGGCUUCGGCGGCGCCCGACCGCGUCACGAUGACGGGACGAUUGACGAAGACGACGAGGAAGACGAGGGAGGCGACGCGAGGGCGAGGCAGGAUAGGGCGGCGGAUGUGCUCCCCACGCUCCUCGUCUACCGCGGCGGCGAGCUGGUGGCCAAUCUGGUCCGCGUCGACCUCGAAGAGGCGUGGCGUGGCGGCACGGAGCCGGCGAUUCGCGACCUGCUCUCCGGGUAUGACGCCCUAGUCACUGCCGACGGGCGACCGGGUCGACGAAACGCAUACGGAUCCAGCGACGACGAGUCGGACAGCUAG